Botrytis fragariae is the source of this 987-nucleotide messenger RNA. RefSeq names its product putative phosphotransferase enzyme family protein. Bases 1 to 987 code for a protein of 328 amino acids. The transcript is spliced from 6 exons. The record is from RefSeq and is a predicted model, not a curated record. Lineage: Eukaryota; Fungi; Ascomycota; Leotiomycetes; Helotiales; Sclerotiniaceae.
AUGGAACCCAGUUCAGCUCUUGGAAAUGAUCUAGAUCCGCAUAUUCUCGCUGAGCUUCCCGAGGUGCAAAAAGUACUUCAAAUAUCUGGCUUGGGCGUCUCCGCCUGGGCAACUAAAUCUAGGAUUUCAACGCUACUUAAAGAUGGAACAAAUCAAGACUACUAUCUAAAGACGACAGUUGGCGACUUAGGUCGAGCUGCUAUCAAUGGAGAAUUUGAGUCAAUGAAAGCCAUACAGAAAGUUAUGCCUGGUUUUAUAGCUUCACCAAUCGCCCAAGGAUCAAUGAAGAAUGAGCCAGAAUGUCACUUCUAUCUCGGCCGAUAUCUACCAAUCAUUGAUGAAUUGGUAGAGCCCAGUUCAUUCUGUGAGCAAAUUGCCAGACUGCAUAGAAGCUCUGUCUCUCCAAACAACAAAUUUGGCUUCCACACAGUGACUUUCAAUGGGGAUCUCCCACAGAAAAACGACUACUCUGAUAGUUGGGAAUCUUUCUUCGCAGAUGGGUUUCGCCAUAUGUUAGAUAUCAAUACAGCACGUGCAGGACCGAGUGAGGAGCUAGAAGCUCUGCUCCCUGCCUUUUUUGAGAAGGUCAUUCCUCGACUACUUAGACCUUUGGAGGGAAGAAUCAAGCCAAGUCUAGUUCACGGAGAUAUGUGGUAUGGAAAUGCCGGUGUCAAUACCCUCGAAGACGAAGCUGUAAUAUUUGACCCUGGAUGCUUCUAUGCCCAUAACGAAUAUGAGCUGGGUAACUGGCGACCAGAGCGUAAUAAGUUCUCGAAAGCAUAUUUCAAUGCGUAUCAUGCCCAUAUCCCGAAGGCUUCACCCGAAGAGGACUAUGAAGAUCGCAUUGCUUUGUACUCCCUGCGCUUUAAUCUGCAUGCUGCAAGUCUCUUCCCGACAGUUUUAGGAUUUCGAGAGUCACUUAUACAAGAUAUGAAGUAUUUGGUAGAGAAAUACCCUGAAGGACUGUCGUCUGAUCUCGAAGUUUGA